Carcharodon carcharias (great white shark) is the source of this 3500-nucleotide messenger RNA. RefSeq names its product E3 ubiquitin-protein ligase TRIM33-like. Lineage: Eukaryota; Metazoa; Chordata; Chondrichthyes; Lamniformes; Lamnidae. The record is from RefSeq and is a predicted model, not a curated record. Gene Ontology annotation, molecular function: zinc ion binding; protein binding. The coding region runs from base 212 to 3325 and encodes 1037 amino acids. The transcript is spliced from 19 exons.
UUUCCUGCAUUUGACAGCAGCCUGUAUCAGAACGCCCUCAACCCCACAGUCACUGAGCGUUUACCACUGCAACAACUUGGCCACAUCGAUGGAUGGAGAGAUAGAUAGAUAGAAAGAGAGAGAAAUCAUAACCCGAUCCUAUCACUGCGCACCCACAACAAGGCGGAUGGGAAUUACAAGGGGGAUCACAGUCUGAAACUGCACUCUGGAAAUGGCAGAGAGUCCACAGGAAUCCGGGCUCAACACAGGAAACGAAGCGGAGAGUAGGGAACAGGGGGAGAAGGCGGAGGGAGUCCAGCUCAAUCUGCUGGAGACGUGUGCCGUCUGCAAGCUGAAUUUUCAGAGUCGCGAUCCCAAACUGCUGCCAUGUCUACACUCCUUCUGCAAGAAGUGUCUGCCCGAACCUCUCAGGCACUUGGUGCUGCCGGGGUCAGCUACGGCGGGCAGUCUGGCAGAGUCCUCCUCUCUCCAGCAUCAGCAGAUUGGUGUGAUCCGGUGCCCAGUCUGUCAUCAGGAAUGCAGACAGCCAGAUAUCAUAGACAACUACUUUGUCAAGGAUACAACCGAAGUGCCCAGUAGCACAGAUGAGAAAUUCAACCAGGUCUGUACGAGCUGUGAGGACAACGCUGAGGCCAGUGGCUUCUGUGUCGAGUGUCUCGAGUGGCUCUGUAAAACCUGCAUCGAGGCCCAUCAAAGAGUCAAGUUUACAAAAGAUCACACUGUAAGACAGAAGAAGGAUGUGUCACCAGAGGCGGUCAGUGUGUCCAACCAGCGAAUGCUCUUCUGCCCCAUCCACAGGCAGGAGCAGCUCAAGCUUUUCUGUGAGACCUGUGACCGGUUAACGUGUCGAGACUGCCAGUUGCUGGAACACAAGGAGCACAGAUACCAGUUUUUGGAAGAGGCCUUUAAGAACCAGAAAGUUAUCAUCGACACACUGACUGCCAAACUUCAGGAGAAGAGAAACUACAUCCAGUAUGCAGCCACGCAGAUCCAGAACAGGAUUAACGAAGUAAAUGAAAACUGUAAGAAGGUCGAGCAGGACAUUAAAGUGGCCGUCUUCACACUAAUGAUCGAGAUUAACAAGAAAGGGAAAGCCUUAUUGCAGCAGUUGGAGAGUGUAACCAAAGACCGUCAAGCAAAACUCCUCCAGCAACAGCUCGAGAUCUCUGGGGUGUCGAAACAAGUGGAGCAUGUCAUGAACUUUGCCAAGUGGGCUAUCUCCAACAGAAGCAGCAUCGCACUGCUGUACAGUAAGCGCCUGAUCACCUUUCAGCUGAGGUACAUUCUCCGAGCCCGAUGUGAUGCAUCCCCAGUUGCCACCAGCUCUGUUCGAUUUCACUGCGACCCCACCUUCUGGGCCAAGAACGUCCUCAACCUGGGUUCCCUUGUUUUGGACAAGAAUCCACCUGUGACGGGCAGCAGCCCCAACAUGGCUACAGGGCCAAGCAUGCAGCCCCAGGACAGUAACACGGCUAAGGUCCAUGGACAGAUUAACCUGGCCCAGCUCCGCCUCCAGCAUAUGCAGCAGCAAGUCAUGGCUCAGAGAAUUCAGCAGCGCAUGCACCAGAUGAGACCCAUCCUGCCAGUAGCCCAGCAGCCCAGGCCCCCAGGCCCACACAUGGGCCAGCAACAACCACCACUAUCUCCCAACAACCAGUCCUUGCAGCCACCUCGCCUUAUCAGUCUGCAGAGCCUACAGAGGAGCAAUCCAAAUGUGCCACCUCCCACCACCCAGCAGAUGCGCAUGCCUCCCAACACGAUCAGGAUGACUGUCCCCCAGCAACACAGUGGGCCACAGCACCACAUGGCGACUAGCCCCCUGAUGAGACAGCACUACAAUCCUGGAAACUCGAGACCUUUCCCAGUAGCCAGCACUACAACCCCCUCUUAUCCUUCCAAGCUCUUUGUGACUGCAAGUGAUGGAUUUGCCUCCAAAAACCUGAUUCCAAUGACUGAGCUGCUCCCAUCCGUUACCAACCCUGAGCAUCUCUCCUGUCUUCCUGAUAUUCCUCAAAUUCAGCUGGAUGAUGCGGGUUCAGUAUUACUAGAAAGCUUACUGAACAGAGAGCGGAACGGCAAUAGUCUGGCAGGAAAGCCUUCGGCAACCAGCACCAACCCUUCCCCUGGUCCUUCAGUCCCCUCUCCUGGGCAUACAGGGUCAGUGACUGUCACCAGUGUUCAUGUCCCAGGACGCACUUCCAGCACCUCCAGCACUGGCAGCAGAGGGAGUUGCACCUCAUCAAGCAGACUGUCAAGGCCUGAGUCUCAGCAGAUGACCCCAGUCGUUCGCCUGGAACCCAUUAAAGUCAAACAGGAGGCCAUAUUGGAGGAUGACCUCUGUGAUUUCCCCAUCAUUGUGGUGAAGCAAGAGCCUGGGGAGGAGGUUACAGACCCUUGUGAGCUAACUAACCAACAGAACAACAACGCCCAACUCCCACCCAGUAAGCUGGUGACAGGUGGGCAGAUGGUUGGACACCGAGACGGAACGAUCAAAGCAGACCCUCCAGACAGCACGGCAUCCCCCUCCUCCAACACCGCAGACCACCAGGAUGGGCAGUCCCAGCCCACUGGGGCUUCUUACAAGCCCGCACGGGCUGGGGGAGACAACGGCAAAGAGGACGACCCCAACGAGGAUUGGUGUGCCGUCUGUCAGAACGGGGGCGACCUGCUCUGCUGCGAGAAGUGCCCCAAAGUGUUUCACCUGGUCUGCCAUGUGCCGACUCUCCUCAGCUUCCCAAGUGGUGAGUGGAUCUGCACGUUCUGUCGUGACCCAGUGAACCCGGAAGUGGUGUAUGACUGUGAUGACCAAUGGCAAGCGGGCGAGAAGAGGAAAGUGGGUGGAGCCGCUGAGAUGGCCCCGGUCGAUCAAAGGAAAUGCGAGAACCUGCUGCUGUCCAUGUACUGCGAUGAGCUGAGUGUUGCUUUCCAAGAACCAGUUCCUGCUGCAGUUGUUCCCGACUACUACAAGAUUAUAAAGAAACCCAUGGACAUGUGUACUGUGAAGAUCAAACUGCAGAAACAGCACUCACAGCACUACCAGCGGGUCGAGGAGUUUGUGGCUGAUGUCCAGCUGAUCUUUAAGAAUUGCGAGGAAUUCAAUGAGCCGGAUUCCGAGGUGGCUCAUGCUGGCAGGACUUUGGAACAAAUCUUUGAGGCAAAGCUGAGGGCGCUGUUUCCGGACAGGACAUUCCCACCACUGGCACCCACCAAAUCAGACAGCGAGUGCACAAAGGUUACCGUCGACUCGGAGGACGACGAUGAAGAUGUUGUCCAGCCUCGGAGAAAGCGUUGCAAAGGGAGAGAGAGCCCCAUCUUCAUCAAAUGACCGCAAAAGAAUCUUCUCUUGUUAAAUAGACUUGGUGAGGACUGUAAUAUUUGUAUCAUAGAAAUAAUAUUUAAGAGAGAAGCGAUGCUUGAAAAAUCUAGUUAGUGAUGAACACUAUUCUGUAUUAGAGUUACAAACCAGCAGGUGGUAAAUUAAAGACAUUUCUGCUACCUCA